Messenger RNA from Scedosporium apiospermum, 2676 nucleotides. RefSeq lists its product as uncharacterized. The record is from RefSeq and is a predicted model, not a curated record. Lineage: Eukaryota; Fungi; Ascomycota; Sordariomycetes; Microascales; Microascaceae. Bases 1 to 2676 code for a protein of 891 amino acids. The transcript has 2 exons.
AUGUCCCUGGCGACGACCACCCUCACACAGAGACGAACGAGCGAGCCACCCCCGGGACGAGUCCUCCCCUCACAAGACACAAACGGCGCAGGAACGGAGCAACAGAAAACAGUAUGGAAGCUACAAGGCGGAAGCAUAAUAGUGAGCUCCACGCCCGACGAAAACAGACGGCGUCUCCGCGCGCUCAUGUCGCGCGUGAAAUGGGCCACGAAGGAGAGCGAGACGCUAGCGGAGGCCUUCAACGCCUUCGAAGGAGUAGUGGUCGAUUGCCGCGUGCUCUGCGAGGCGGUCGUGGACUUUGAGGUCAAGAAGAGAGGCGGGAGUAGGAGUGCGAGCGGGGCCGCUGUGGUGGCGAUGGAGGGGGGUCGCGAGGUGCAGUUUAGCGAUUGGGUGGCAAAGGUGUUGGAACGAUCGCCGGGGUUGAUGGAGGUGAGGGAUUGGAGGGAUACGUUGGGGCGGUUGAUAGCGAGGUAUCGGGAGGCUCUUGAUGAGGAGGUGCCGGAGGUUGAUGUUUCUGAUUUGGAGUCGGAGGCGAGUUUCGCAUCGAGUAAUUCGGUGCCGCCCAAUCCAUCGCCCCAGGAGUGCCUUAAAACAGAAUACCGCGCCAUCCAGGAAGCAUGGUCUUACAUUCACAAACUGCUCACGUUUCGCGACGAAGAGUCUCCCAACGGCGUAACCCCUCAGGGACUGUCAGCCCAGUCGACCGGGAAGCGAUCGGAUGAGAACAGCGAGGAGGCGUCAAGUAAACCUUUGGCGGGCCUCCCUGGUGCGGCGCCGGAUAGAGUUAUCGUGCUGAGGAGUGUUGAACGACCAGCCAGCCAGGCCACCGUCAAAUCAGAGAAGCCCGUCACCCAAAGGUACGACAUAUCCACCCGAGGAGAUACCAUUCUCGAAUUCCCCAUAGCGCCAGACGACGCCUCGAACCCGACCAGCUCCUCCAACACCCACCGCCGCAAGGCCAGUUUCAGGGUAUCAUCCCACAUCCUCUCGGAGGUGUCACCAGUAUUCGCACAACUCUUCGGAAAAGUACCCCUAGGCGGCCGAAAACGAGACGAAGAUUUCCAGGGCCCCUACCCGCGAGUCAAGGGCCACGUCAAUAAGGACGGCCAGCAGAUCAGUGUCUACCGGAUGCCGCCCAUCAACGCGGUGGAGGUCAGGCCACUCGAAAUCCUCAUGCACGCGGCGCAUAUGCACAACGAUCAGGUCCCCCGCACGAUCGAUUUCCAGCGAUUCGUCACCAUCGCGGAUUUGUGCUUCAGGCUCCAAUGCACGUCGCCGCUGGAGGUGGUCGUCGAGAUGCGGUGGCUGCCGGACUGGGUGCACAUGGGGGGCGAGGCGAUGCCAGACGGUCUCUUGCUGAUAAGCUAUGUUUUUGGUAGCCGUGGACUGUUUACCCGGAUGACCAAGUCGGCGAUCCUGAAUAUUGUUAAUGAGGAGGAGUUGGAGGGGAAACACUGGCCGAAGGAGCUGAAGGAAAAGAUUUGGGCGGUGCGGAAUGCUAAGAUGGAGCAGGUUUACGCGUGCUGCGUCUCCACUGUUCAGGAAUAUCUGCGGCCUCCUACGCAGCCUAUGAUCAGCGAAACACCGUCAAACGACCCUUCUCGUCGCGCAUCCAUCUUUGAUGUUCCGGUGUCAUCUACCACAACUUCAUCUCCGGGAUCCUGGGGGUCCUCGUCAUCCCAAGGUGGACCGGGUGUUCCCCAGUUCCGGCCGUUUCGACCGUUUCUAUCGAGCUCGCCCCGUUGUCCCAAGGGUAGCCACGAGUGCGAUGGAGCCAAUCUCGGCUAUUUAAUGAUUGUCAUGUCGGAGCUCCAACUCCUUCCUCUAAUCAUGAACCCGACUGCGCUAGCACACAUGUCCGACCCUAGAUCAAAACAGGGACCAAUGCUCCCGCGCAGGAGCUUGGCUGAGCUAGUUCGGGUCAUGCAGAACAUACCGAGCCCGCCCAACCCGGUUCACAAGGGCGUGUGCGACCCCAUACCGGCUUUCCGGGCCGCCGUUAUCGAUAUCUACAAUAGUCUUUCGGGCUUGACGCUGUUUGAUGUUACGGGAAAGCAUGGCUACGUUUUGUCUCGGGAAUACGCCACGGAACCGCAGAAGGGUUAUUUGCCCGUCUCUGUGGCUGAGGCGCCGCAGCCUUCUAGAGCAGGAUCAGAAUCGCGGAACGUCCCGGAGAGAGUGGUGUUGGGGAUUCUACGCCAUUUGAGCGUCGUGAGAGAUAUCAGCGCCCUCGCCAUGGCGAACAAGACCUUUUACGCGACGUAUAAGAAGCACGAAUCGAUCCUUCUUAACCAGCUAGACAACAAAAAGGUGGAGAACAAGAAGGCGGAUAAUAGGAACGUCACACUCGGGCCGUCGUUGCCGCUCGAGGACAUCCUCACCGAAGAGGAAGCGCGAAGAAUCAUAUGGCCGGACUCUCCGUUGCCGGAACCUGAACCGGACGUCGAGCUGUCUGAUAUCAAGGGGAAGAACCCGAUCGUUGUGAUGGCGCCGUCGAAUGGAAGAGCUCCGCUACCGGAGGGUUCAAGGGAGAAGUUUAGGGCGGAAGAUGCGCUGUUUACGGAGGAGAAGAUGCUCUGUGUGAUGGAUACGAAGCAGUUGACCAUUGAGCAUGAUAACUAUGUGGGGAUGCACAAGGAGCAGAAGAUGGAUGAGCAAGUUCAAGUCUGGAUCUAG